Molecule: messenger RNA, 972 nt
Organism: Daphnia magna
Lineage: Eukaryota; Metazoa; Arthropoda; Branchiopoda; Diplostraca; Daphniidae
Product: cytidine deaminase
Exons: 4
Coding region: 282-731 (149 amino acids)
Cellular component (GO): cytosol
Molecular function (GO): zinc ion binding; cytidine deaminase activity
Source: RefSeq, a predicted model, not a curated record
AGAGGUCACAUUCUCGCAGACUGUGCUAUACAUCCAAGUCUUUGAAUUGAAAUACACUACACGAAGAAGAAAAAAAGAGAUUAAUAACCAUCGCUGCAGGCUCCCUGCGUGAUCUAACAUGUUUACACAGCAGAUUCGGUGGUCAUUAAGCGGGCAUUGGCAUACAUUAAUGCCGUUACUUUCACAGCCAUUUUUGUGUCUCCCAGUCAGCUUUCAAACCAUCGUUCGCUUCAGUCGAUUUUCGAGCCAAGAAAACGGUUUACUGGCAGUUGUCUGCGAAGAUGGGAGACAACAAUCAAGAAUCUGUAAAAUAUGAGCUUCUAGAUUCCUCGGUUAAAACAAUUAUUCACAAGGCUCAGGCCAUUAGAGAAAAAGCAUAUUGCCCAUACAGCAAAUUUGCAGUGGGCGCGGCACUGUUGUGUGAAGAUGGGACUAUAGUUGAUGGUUGCAAUGUUGAAAACGUUUCGUAUGGCUUAACAAUAUGUGCGGAAAGAGCUGCUAUUUGUAAAGCAAUUUCCCAAGAACAGAAAUCUUUCAAAUGCAUAGCUAUUUGCGCUGAAAUGGAAGACUACUUUGUCAGUCCUUGUGGAGCUUGUCGGCAGGUCCUAGCCGAAUUCAACACUGGCAUGGAAGUCUACUUGUGUAAACCAAAUAAUGACAUUGUAAAGACUUCGGUGACGAAGUUGCUACCUCUCUCAUUUACACCAAACUGGGUUUCGUUUUCCACAUGAUUGAACUAAAUCCCGAAAUGACACUAUUUUUGUCCAAAAAUAUCAUAGAAAACACAUUAACAUACCACUUUUAGGAUUUUAUUACCCUAGAUUCUGUCAGUUACCAACGUAACCAAAGGACACCAGGAAAAAUUCAGCUAGGAAGAUUUCUAAUCGUUUUUAGAUAAGAAAUUUUUGGCAUUUGUCAAAAACUUGAAAUAAUAAAACAAAAAACUCAUGGUCCGCCUGAGUGCUCCAGUAA